Trichoderma reesei QM6a is the source of this 390-nucleotide messenger RNA. RefSeq lists its product as uncharacterized. Gene Ontology annotation, molecular function: structural constituent of chromatin; DNA binding; protein heterodimerization activity. Bases 1 to 390 code for a protein of 129 amino acids. Gene Ontology annotation, cellular component: nucleosome. The transcript is spliced from 2 exons. The record is from RefSeq and is a predicted model, not a curated record. NCBI's taxonomy places the organism in Eukaryota, Fungi, Ascomycota, Sordariomycetes, Hypocreales, Hypocreaceae.
AUGCCCUCACCAACCCCAAAUCGUCUUCUGCUAACCCCCAACUCUUCAGCGGGCGACCCACUGCCUACGAGACAACGACGACGAUACCGCCCCGGCACUGUCGCAUUGCGGGAAAUCAGGCAAUACCAGGCCAACACGAAGCUUUUGCUGCUGAAGCUGCCGUUUAUGCGCCUCGUUCGAGAAAUUGGAUUGAAUUGUCGUCCGACGGGCAAAGAGUUUAGAUGGCAGAGCCAGGCCAUCCAGGCGCUGCAAGAAGCCGCAGAGGCCUUCAUGGUACAUUUGUUUGAGGACGCGCAGCUGUGCGCUGUACACGCCAAGAGGGUCACCCUGAUGCAGAAAGACAUACAGCUUGCAAGGAGAAUCCGGGGCAUCUGGGGCGGCCUUGGCUGA